AUGGCGCUAUUUUAUUUCAUUCUGGCGCUGAAGAUAUCUUUUAUAUUCUGUGGUGAUCCACCGAAUAUUUAUCGAUGGAUGGCUGACAAUGCGUACAUCUUUCCACAGCUUUGCCUGGAUGACUACACGCUGCGUUAUGCAAACGCGUUCCCGGAGGAACUCGAAAGGGCGAAGGCGAGGGCCGAGAAUCGGCUGUUCUCACAAGAACGAGGAGGAGGUGGUGGAGCUGGAUUCAUGGAGCCCGGAAGUGAAACACGUUUCCACGGCCUUGACAUGAACCGUUUGAGUAAAAGCCGUCCGAAUAUAGCUCAAGAGAAUCGUGUGGAUAACGAACUGGUAACGCUUCCACCGCUUACAACAACGGCAACGACCAUCGUCAAUCCACUUAUCAGCCGAGAUGAGGAGGCGAAUCAAGUCUCUCCACCUUUCGCUACUGCUUCUUCCAAUUCCAGCACGAAAGACUUCAAACCAGACUUUCAAGAUAUCACUGCGGAAACCACAUCCAGCACUACUCUGCCCGAAUCAACAAACCAAGUCUCAGCCCUAGGCACACGAACCACACGAACCACACCUACACUACCCCUUACCGUACCCAUACUGCUGCCAAUGGAUCAUAAUGAUAAAGCCCAUGAUGCUCCGACGCUAACAGGUUCAACAACAAAUGAGGAACUGGUCGUUGUGAAAGCUUCUAUUCGAGCUGAAGAUGAAAAAGGAGAGACCGAGUCUGUCCCUGAGGAGUUGAACGAAGAAGAUGAAGAAGAAGAAGUACGCGAUAUUCCAGUGCAAAAACAAGAUCCGUGCCAAGAUCUUGACCGUCACUGCGCUUUCUGGGCAACGCUAGGAGAAUGCGAAUUAAAUCCAUUCUGGAUGCGACCACACUGUCAACGAUCAUGCCAUUCUUGUGGAGAAGAAGUAGACACCGUAUUUGCACCUACUCCAAGAAAAGGUAAACUGUAG
This is a messenger RNA of Cylicocyclus nassatus, 957 nucleotides long. The record is from the annotation of a GenBank genome assembly. Lineage: Eukaryota; Metazoa; Nematoda; Chromadorea; Rhabditida; Strongylidae.